AGGAGAAUAAGAUAGAGAAGGAGGAAGUAGCCUCAGCCUGAGGCGGAGUGAUCCGGAGCUCUACAGGACACGGAUGCUAAACUUGAUGACGUGGUGCCGGGACGACGAUGGCCGACCAGAGCAGGCAAAUUAAACUCGCCGCAGCAAAGAAAAAGCUGAAAGAGUUUCAGCAGAAGAGUACACAGUCCACAGUCAACCCUGGACCGAAGAAGAAGAGGAAGGUGAAAGGAGGCGGUCAGGCAGAUUCUCUGUCUGCUGACAGACACUCGCCAGAACACAUUGAGAAUAUUCUCAAAGUUAUGGUGUCUGAUCUUAGUCUGACUAAUGGAUUAGCUCUUCCUCCUUUGCUCAACAGCCAGCAGGACCAUGGUGAACUGGGGGAGCGGGAAUCCCCGAAUUCUCAGAUGCAGGACGAUGCAGGAGAACCCGGUCGCUGCUCUCCUGUUUCUAACCUCUCCACUGCUACUAACACGGAGUGUCUCACUGACAGCGCUGACCUGCAGCAGAACUGUGACCUGGAUGCCAACGGUGAUGAACACGCUCUGGAGGAAAACAGGACGCUGUCCUCUACAGAGAGUCUGAGGCAGCUCUCUCAGCAGCUCAAUGGCCUUCUCGCCGAGUCACCAUCAUCAUAUGUCAAUGGCGAGACUGGACCAGCACCUGGCAACGAAAAAGACCUGGAGACUCGAAUCCAGGAGCUGGCAGAUGCUCUGGACUCCAGCACUGUAGAAAAUUCCCAGCUCACUACAAAGAUAGAGACACUGAUGAAGCAGUCUCAGGAGCUGUCUGAGCAGAUGCAGAAGGAACGGAAGGACUUCGAACAGAAGUCUGCGAAGGAACAAGGGGCGAUGCGCGAGCAGCUGCAGGUUCACAUCCAGACCAUCGGCAUCCUCGUGUCUGAGAAGUCGGAACUGCAGACCGCCUUGUCUUUUACACAGCAUGCAGCACGCCAAAAGACAGAAGAGGCAGAGGAACUGAAUAAUCGGCUGCAUGCCAGCAAGCAGAGGGUGUCUGAGCUGGAGCGGACUUUAUCCACGGUGUCUACACAACAGAAACAGCUUGAGAAGCAUAACAAAGACCUGGAGAAGGAUAGAGACAGCCUGCGACUGGAAAUCUUCAGACUGAAUAAUGUGAAUGAGGAAGCGAAGCAGCAGAGCUCCGAGCUGGCUGAACAGCUGAAGUUAAAAGUGAGUGAGAACGGCGCUCUGAGGCUGGACCUGGACGAACUGCGCAAACGCCUGGAAAUGGCCGACAUUAUGCUGCAGCAGUUUUCCAAUCAGUCAGGAGCUCCGUCCGAGCAACAACAACUGCAGCUACUCCUGGAAGAAAAGCAUCAGCUUGAGGUUCACACAGCACAGCUCAUGGAGUCGGUAGGACAGCUUCAGAGAGAGCGAGACCGGUACGCAGAACAGAUUCAGGAAGAGGGCCGGGUCUGGAAAGACAAAACCGAACAGCUUCUGACUCAGGUGACUCUGAUGUCAGAAGAGAGGGACAGAAGUGCUGCUCAGAUCCAAGAGCUACAGGCGCAGAUUUCGGAGCUGAAAAAUGCAGCAGCUUUACUGUCGCAGGAGAAGGAGAGCCAGGCCACCACUCAGGACUCCGGACCCUCGGAGAAGGAGCUAGCCCUGGAGGAGAGCAUCUACACCCUGCAGCAGGAGAGAGAUGCCCUAAGCCUGCAGUACCAAGCACAGGUUCGGGAUAACGAACAGCUGAGCCGGUUGGUGCAGGAGCAGGAGACGCGGCUGGAGGAGCUUGAGGCCCAGGCGCAGCGUGCGGCCGAGGAGGCUCAUGACAAACUGCGCAUCCUGGAGGACGUUCAGAGUGACAAAGCCACCAUCAGCCGAGCCCUCGCUCAGAACCGGGAGCUCAAAGAUCAGCUGGCCGAACUGCAGAACGGCUUUGUCAAGCUGACCAAUGAGAAUAUGGAGCUGACUAGCGCACUGCAGUCAGAGCAGCAUGUGAAAAAGGAGAUCGCUCGCAAGAUGGGUCAACUUCAGGAGGAUCUCCAUAAUUCCAAAGAGCAGAUGAUGGAGCGGAUACAGGAGUGUUCGUCCCUCCAGGAGCAGCGGGAUCAGUACCUGGCCUACCUGCAGCAGUACACUACUGGUUAUCAGCAGUUGGUCUCUGAACGGGAGCACCUUCAUAAGCAGUUCCUGCAGCAGACGCAGCUGAUGGACCGACUGCAGCACGAUGAAGUUCAAGGCAAAGUGCAGCUGGAGCAGAGCCAAAUAGAGCUCCAGCAGGCCCAGGAAAGACUUGACCAGCUGGCCAAGGAUAACGAGCAGCUCAAAACAGAGGUUCAGGAGCUACUGAACAGCUCUUCGUUAAAUACAUCACUCAGGGACCAGGGUGACGGAGUGGAAAGCUAUUCCCUACCGGAAACCUUCCAGAAAUCUUCCAUAGCCAUCCCAGAGGACUUUGAGAGCAGAGAAGAAAUGGAGGAGUUUCUGCACACUGCUCUGUCCCGUCUGGAGGGAGAGCGGGAUGAAAUUAUGCGCCGGUUAGAAGAAGAGAGGAGGCUACACCAGGCUGCACUGCAGCAAGUCGCCACUAUGAGUCAGGAGCAUCAUCAUCAUAGCGCAUUUUCUGAAACAGGGAGUACAGAUAGCGUUCCUGUAGAGGUGCACGAGGGACUGCGGGGCGCCAUGGAGAAGCUCCAAGAGAGAUUCACUGGCUUGAUGCAGGAGAAGGCAGACUUGAAGGAGAAAGUGGAGGAGCUGGAGCAUCGCUGCAUUCAGCUGUCUGGAGAAACCGAUACGAUCGGGGAAUACAUUGCGCUGUAUCAAAAUCAGAGAGCAAUCAUGAAGCAGAGGCACAUUGAAAAGGAGGAGUACAUUAGCAGGCUGGCUAAAGACAAAGAGGAGAUGAAGGCGAAGUUGGCCGAGCUGCAGGAUCUGGUGAUGCGUCUAGUCGGAGAGAGGAACGAGUGGUACACCCGCUACAUGAGUGCCAUCAAGAAUCCUGACUUCAUGCCUGCUGGAGGAGACACUGUCCCAACUGCAGGGACACAUCUGGAGCUGGAUGCUGUGGAUGGCCCAGUAUCAAUGGACAUGAGCACAGCUGUCAACAUGGCUCCAGACAUGCAGACGAGGACAGAUGAAAGCCCACAGGACACGCUCGUUCCCCAUGAAGGAUCUUCGUUGAGGCCCAGAGAGGACGGCACGGCUCGGCAGAUCAUGCAGCUUCUCCAGGAGAUGCAGAACCCCGAAACCCAGCCUCCUCCAUUCCUUGGCGAGAACCCCUGCAUCCCGUUCUUCUACAAGCCCGAUGAGAACGACGAAGUCAAGAUCAUGGUGAUCUGAAGGCCAUUCCUUACCUCUGUCUCUCUGGCUGGAACGAAGACCUUCCGCUUUUCACCUCCCUCUCUUUCUCUCUUUCUCUCUCUCUCUCGCCUUUUUGCACAAAUAAGAGCCAACGUUAUGACUCGCAUGAUGUAACUGGAGUUGUACUUCAAGAGUGUGUGUGUGGGCAUUUUUCAUUUACACUCGUUUCUGAGGUUCUGGUGGUGGGUGUGAAGGCUUCUUUAUCUCGGGCUGUUUCUUUAGCCGUAGUCACUAAAGGUUUAUUCAUUAUAACAAAUAAUGCAUAUUUUAUAUAAUCAUAUAUCUAACCUGGGGUACUCUAUCUGCUAUGUGCUUUUUUUAUUGGGUUCCUCUCUUAUAGUUUAAUCCUCUGAACUUUUGGUGCAACAGAAAGAAGUCUGACUCGUUCUUACGUCUUAAGUAAACGCCGAUCCUAAGGAUGCGAAUGUUAAAAUGAUCACCUUUCUCUAUAGCGCCUGGUAGACGGAGCACAUCUGCCUGCCUGAUGUUUAUCCGUUUCACGUCCACACAACAAGCUCCUAAUCAACUUUCCUAAGCACACGAAGAUUCCGUAUUAAUAUCGAUAUCCGCUCGAGGGAGAUCUCCAAUUCCUCAUAUCGACUCGGAUACUCCAUCAGAUCCUGUCCCCAUCCAGACGCAGGUCCAAACCUGGUGACGUAGUUAAUGGUCCGGUCAGGAAUCUUGAGUGUCCAUCAUGUGGUUAGAAUGAACCUAAUGUAAAGAAGGUAUUAUGUGAAAUGUCGAAAAGUCGGGUUAGUGUUAAAACUGGAAUAUUCCAUUUUCGUUACAGUAUGUGAAAGAGUAUUGGAUCUAAAAGGUUCCAGCAAGUUGUAAGGAAGUACUAGAUCACAAAAAUGCUACAUCAUAUCAUCAUCUUUAUUUAGAUCAAGCUACAGCGGUCAUAACAUCCAUAUUGCGAUAGUUUUUAACGACUGAAGCUGAAAGAACAAAUUAAGAAAUAAAAUAAUUUCUUGUACAUCAUUAUUAAACUUUAGCUCCCUUCACACCUGGAAAAACUCACUCGGAUGUGUAUAUAAUCUUUACUGGAGUGUGUUUUCAUUCCAAAUCCCACACAUGAAACUGCUCUAGAUGUAGAGAAAUGGCUGCUUUUUUGUUUUGUUUUGUUUUAUUUUAAAUACGCGUGUCUGAGAGUGAUGUGCAGUGUUUGUGAUCAGCGCCGGUGAACUCGAUGAUGCCAGCCAUGUUUCUAUUGGCUGAGAGUUUCCAGAAAUGGAAAAAAGGUUGUGUGUGUGUAUAACUAUUAAAAGUUUGUGUGGAGAGAGUUACAGAAAGUCGAGCUUCAGAUUUGGUUCGAGCGACAUGCAGGAAAAUUAGAACGUUGUCAUGGUUUAACUAAUAAGAACUGGAAGCGUGCGAGACCGACUCGUUACGCUACAACCAUGCACUUGUAUCUUGUUUGCCGCGGCAGUGAAUGUAUGAAGUGGAUGUCUUUCUAUCAGGGGUCUCGGGUUUUCUCCUUUCCUUUUGCUUUUCAUUUGUCUUAGAAGUGCGCUCGUCUUCCUGCACCCGUUAACCCACCAGCCCUAUCCCUCGCUUCCUCCCUCCCUCCCUCUCUCCCAGACCUUUCUAAUCUUUCCUGAAUGAGAAGUGAGAGAGUUAUUGCGCUUGUAACACACUUGUAAAUAGUGUAACUGUGUAACAUACUGUAUAUUUAAACCGGUGUGUGGGAAAUCGAAAUGAAUUUGAACGGAUACUACUACUAGUUUUCCUGCCUACUGUAGAAACAAAAAAAAAUGAAAGUGGGCAGGAUGAAGUGGGUGUGUGAGGUGUCUGUGAUUUUCGUAUGAUUUAAAGGUAAAAUGGAAAUAAUAUUUAUUUGGAAUAUGUACUUACACUAAACUGGUUUAAUUCAGCACACUCUUGGAACACAAUGAAGGAGUAAUCAGAGUUGAUUCACUUUUUUUUUUCUUUCUUUCUUUUUAAUUUUUUGGUUUUUGUUUGUUUGUUCCUCCUAAAUAAACCUGGGCAAAGUAAAAGCUUGAUGUU
Messenger RNA from Hemibagrus wyckioides, 5330 nucleotides. It is a transcript of the gene golga2, whose product is annotated as golgin A2. Lineage: Eukaryota; Metazoa; Chordata; Actinopteri; Siluriformes; Bagridae. Bases 108 to 3302 code for a protein of 1064 amino acids. Gene Ontology annotation, molecular function: protein binding. The record is from RefSeq and is a predicted model, not a curated record. Gene Ontology annotation, biological process: Golgi organization. Gene Ontology annotation, cellular component: Golgi cis cisterna; cis-Golgi network; Golgi cisterna membrane. The transcript is spliced from 28 exons.